CUAUUUUAUUUUAUCAAAUAUUUUAUAAAAAAAUUAUUUAAAAAAUACAGAGUAAUAUAAUUUGGAAGUGUGAAUAAAUUGAACAAAAAAGGAAGAAGAAAGAAAGUGGACACAAUGUGUUGGAUGUGGCUCCCAUUCUUCCACGAGGAGCUUCGCCCAUCGCCACCGACCUCUGCUUUGGCAACUAAACUGGACUGAAGAAGGAGCCAAAGGAUCAAAAUCAAUGGAGUUUUGCAGAGCAGCAGCAGCAGCUCCCAUGUCUUGGACAACCUCCAUUUCUCCUCCUCGCAUCUCCCAAUCCUUCCCUGAAAAUGGGUUCAAGAAAUUCAGAGUUUGGUGUCUGGGUUUUAAUGGCGAUACUGUUCCUUCUCAGAAGGCAAGCUGCAAGAUGAUUAUAUCAGUGACUGGGGCUACUGGGUUUAUUGGUAAAAGAUUGGUGCAAAGAUUGCAUGAGGAUAACCAUCAAAUCCGUGUGCUGACCAGGUCUAGAUCAAAAGCUCAAUCAAUUUUCCCUGAGAAGGACUUUCCAGGAAUUGUGAUUGCAGAAGAGCCGCGGUGGAAAACAUGCAUUAAGGGUUCUACUGCUGUUGUGAAUUUGGCUGGAAUGCCGAUAACUACAAGAUGGUCUCCAGAGAUCAAGAAAGAAAUUAAGGAUAGUAGGAUCAAGACUACAUCAAAGGUUGUAGAUCUGAUAAACAACUCACAAGGUGGAGACUGUCCUAAGGUUUUGGUUAGUGCAACAGCAGUUGGUUAUUAUGGUACCAGCGACACCCAAGCUUUUGAUGAGAAAAGUUCAUCAGGAAAUGAUUACUUGGCUGAGGUAUGUAGAGAAUGGGAAGCGAGUGCCCGUAAUGUCAAUAAGGAUGUAAGGUUAGUUCUCAUCCGGAUCGGUGUAGUCCUUGGAAAAGACGGCGGCGCUCUAGCUAAAAUGGUCCCGCUUUUCAUGAUGUUUGCUGGAGGACCCCUUGGUUCUGGAAACCAGUGGUUUUCAUGGAUUCAUAUUGAUGACCUGGUGAACCUCAUAUAUGAAGCUCUAACCAAUCAAUCAUACAAAGGAGUCAUUAACGGAACGGCACCAAAUCCAGUAAGGCUGGGAGAGAUGUGCAGCCAUUUGGGAUCUGUUUUAGGCCGGCCAUCAUGGCUUCCCGUGCCAGAUUUUGCUCUGAAAACCAUUCUCGGCGAAGGGGCCACCGUGGUUUUGGAUGGGCAAAAGGUGAUACCGGCGAGAGCCAAGGAGUUGGGCUUUGAGUUCAAGUACAAAUAUGUCAAGGAUGCUCUUGAAGCAAUCAUGUCAUGAAGGGCAAAAAUGGAUGCUAACUGCAACUAGCUGGUGCCUAUUCACAUAUCCAUCAUGCUUUUAUUAGUCUUCAAUCUUCAUAGUAAUGCUGUUUUGAACUUCAAUGGCCUUUUGAAAAGGUAAGCCUGAAAAUGUUAGUUUUAUGGGGAGUGCUUCUGUGUACAAUAUUUUUUGUGCUUAAUGCAUGUUUAUAAUAACUUCAAUGUUUGGUA
Messenger RNA from Cuscuta campestris, 1509 nucleotides. The record is from the annotation of a GenBank genome assembly. NCBI's taxonomy places the organism in Eukaryota, Viridiplantae, Streptophyta, Magnoliopsida, Solanales, Convolvulaceae.